This is a messenger RNA of Sphaeramia orbicularis (orbiculate cardinalfish), 1671 nucleotides long. RefSeq names its product solute carrier family 2 member 11, like (gene slc2a11l). Gene Ontology annotation, cellular component: plasma membrane. Gene Ontology annotation, biological process: dehydroascorbic acid transport. Bases 1 to 1671 code for a protein of 556 amino acids. The transcript has 14 exons. The record is from RefSeq and is a predicted model, not a curated record. Lineage: Eukaryota; Metazoa; Chordata; Actinopteri; Kurtiformes; Apogonidae. Gene Ontology annotation, molecular function: D-glucose transmembrane transporter activity.
AUGCCACAAUACUUAUCACUCCUGUUAGAAUGUCCACGGGUAAUUGCUGCCAUAUUUAUCUGUGGCAUCGGUGGAACAUUUCAGUAUGGAUUCUGUGUAUCUGUAAUGACCUCCCCCUCCGCUUUUAUACAGGAGCUGGUGAACCAAACAUUUGUGCAGAGAUAUGGAGUGAGCUUGAAGCCGUGGCAGGUCUCUCUGAUCUGGUCCUUCACUGUAUCCAUCUUCUGCAUUGGAGGGCUAUUGGGUUCACUGUUGUCUAGUUCACUCCUCUCCAAGCUUGGCAGAAAAAAAUGCAUUCUUCUGAACAAUUUUCUGGUGAUAAUUGCAGCUGUGUUGAUGUUUUUAAGCCAAACAGCCACAUCUUUUGAGAUGAUCAUGGUGGGACGAUUUCUCUACGGUAUCAAUUCAGGAGUCAAUUUCUCAGCUCACCCCAUGUUCCUCCUUGAGUGCACUCCAAAGAGGAUACGAGGGAUGGUGGGUGUGACCAUCGCCACCUUCAUCUCCUUGGGGAAGUUCUCCGGGCAGCUGCUGGGGAUCAGUGAGUUACUUGCUACAGAGACGAGGUGGCCCUGGCUGCUUGGUUUCAAUGGUUUUGCUGCGUUACUUCAGCUCCUCACCCUCCCCCUCCUUCCAGAGUCUCCGAGCGUUCUGCUCUUGGACCAAGGAAACCGCCAGGCCUGUGAACAAGCUUUAAGGAAGUUAUGGGGUGACAAAGACUACAGCGGGGUGGUGGAGGAGAUGUUGGAGGAGAAAGCUGCCCUGCAGAGUGUUCGCAGCCACUCAGUGAUGGAGCUGUUCAGGAACCAGGGCAUUCGCUGGCAGCGCCUCACCCUCAUUGUUGUCUUCUGUGCACUGCAGCUCAGUGGCGUCAAUGCUGUGUACUUUUAUUCUUUUGAAGUGUUUCGUGCAGCCGGAAUCCACGAGAGCCAGCUGCGUUACGCUGCUCUGGGUACCGGACUCUGUGAGCUGUGCACCUCUGUAACCUGUUUCAUGAUAAUUGAGAAUACAGGGAAAAAAGUCCUGCUGUUUCGAGGAUAUAUGGGAAUGUCCAUCACUCUGGUUCUACUCACCAUCACCUUGUACCUGCAGACUUUUGUCUCCUGGAUGCCAUACUGCAGCAUGGUCCUUAUUUUUAUCUUCAUAAUCUGUUUUGCAGGGGGACCUGCUGGGGUGUCAUCUACUCUUCCAGGUGAAAUCUUUACCCAGUCGUUCAAGUCGGCUGCAUUUGCCAUCGCCAGCAUCAUCAACUGGCUCGGUUUGUUUAUUCUUGGAAUGGUCUUUCCUAUUUUAGUGGAAAACAUGGACUACUUUUGCUUUCUCAUAUUCCUGUUUUUCUGCGCCACCUGUGGGCUCUAUGUGAAGUUCAACUUACCUGAGACCAAGAAUCUAACAGCGUUACAAAUCGCUGUUGAGUUUCAGAAGAUGCACAGCAAAUCUGAAGCAUCAAAGAGGGACAAAUCCAGUGAACAGCAAAAUAACAGUCUAAUCUGCAAAAUGAAGAUGCAUCAGGCCAUGGCCACGACCGAAGCCCUGCAGCCGUUUGACAUCACCACAAGUGGAUCAGGACGCAGGGAGGAGUUUGAGCAACAAAAACAGAAAAACACUCAUGUCUCCGCCUCCUUCAAAAUAACAUCAGGGCAUUUCAAUGUUAAAGGCCACUCUGAUGACUGA